CAAUUAAUUUCCUCUAUAAAAACCCUAAGUUUGUCACUAGUUUUUUCUACCCAACACUCCUCACACUAUUCUCUCAAUUUCUCUUUAAAGAAUGAAAAUGUUUGUCAAGAUUGCAUGUUUGGUGGUUUUGUGCAUGUUGAUUACAUUUGCACCCCAUGCAGAGGCAGUGACUUCUUGCCAAAUACAGGUUGGGGUGGUGAAUUGCCUUCCUUAUUUGCAAAACCGUGGCCCAAUAGGAGGCUGUUGUGGUGUCAUUAAAGAUUUGCUUAAGCUUUGUAAAACACCACAUGAGCGUAGAAAAUCAUGUAGAUGUGUCAAAAAAGCUGCUAAUACUAUAAAGGCAUUGAUUUUGGCAAAGCUGCUGGUCUCUCUGGAGUUUGUGGUGUCAAGAUUCCUUUUGAGAUCAGCCCCUCUGUUGACUGCUCCAAGGUGAAGUGACGUUAAUGAAAGAGAUUCGUUUUCCAUAUCAUAAUAUAUGAUAGUAGUA
Messenger RNA from Solanum stenotomum, 487 nucleotides. RefSeq names its product non-specific lipid-transfer protein 1-like. The record is from RefSeq and is a predicted model, not a curated record. The transcript has 2 exons. Bases 92 to 433 code for a protein of 113 amino acids. Gene Ontology annotation, cellular component: membrane. Gene Ontology annotation, biological process: lipid transport. Lineage: Eukaryota; Viridiplantae; Streptophyta; Magnoliopsida; Solanales; Solanaceae. Gene Ontology annotation, molecular function: lipid binding.